GACUUUGCACCUUCAGGUGUGUCCUACCUCCCCUCCGAGCCACUCAGCCCUGCUCUGCCCUUCCAUGGAAGGCGCCAAGUGCCCAUUGGCCCGGGAAGAGCUGGAGCUCGCGGUGCUCGAGGGGCAGCCAGACGAGCAGACGCUGCUGAAUGGAGCCGUGCAGGUCAUCCCUUCCUCGGCCGAGGAGCUCCGCCGAGCCCAGGUUAGCCCCAGAAGCUCCUGGAGCUCCUGUAAUAAGAAUUUGGUGGGAAAGUAUAAACUGUGGAUGGCCAUCACCUCCAUUUUCCUAGGUCUCGUUAUAGUGAUCAUCAUAAGCUUAUGUCUUAUUGGAGCAACUUACAUUGAUGAAGAUGAAAAUGAAAUACUUGAAUUAUCGUCAAAUAAAACAUUCUUGGUCAUGGUGAAGAUUCCAGAAGAAUGUGUUACUGAGGAGGAGUUGCUUAACCUGCUUACUAAGAGGCUCACAGAUGUGUACAGUUCAUCGCCAUCUCUGAGUCGUUACUUUACUUCAGUUGAAAUAGUGGACUUCAGUGGUGAAAAUGCUACAGUAACUUAUCACCUGCAAUUUGGAGUUCCGUUGGAAGAUGACAGUUUUAUGAAGUAUAUGAUGAGUGAGGAGUUGGUGCUGGGCAUUUUGCUGCAGGAUUUCCAUGAUCAGAACCUAUCUGGUUGUGAAACUCUGGGACUUGAUCCAGCAUCCCUCUCUCUCUCUAUGAAUGAAGGUCUGUCUAUGUCUGAAAGCAGCCCUACACUGAGUUCUGGAGAUGAAGAAAAUUCAUUCCACUUUACAGAAAAGAUUCCAUGAAUUAAUGUAGAAGUGCUUGCCCGUGGCUGGCGGGGUGGAGGCUGACCGUUAUCUCGUUCUGCUUGGUCACGCAGCCUGGCUCCCUGCCCAGCACAGCAGUGCCCGAGUGAUGCCCAGGCUGGGUGGUGUCUUGAAAAAGGCAUGAAGCUCGAAGCCUGAUGGGGCUGGGGGGCGGUGGGGUGGGCAGACUGUGCAGCAUGAAGUCUCUGCUGUUUUGCAGCAGCGGCUGCUUGCACCCACACGUGGACACUUUCCCUUUAGUGUCAGGGUGCUGCUCUGCAUGGGGUGCCUGCUUGCAGACGGGAGCCCACUAACCCGUGCUGGUGGAGAGGGAAACGGGUAAUGUGAGCCACCGGGACCAGGGAGAGGCGAGCAGCUGGCCAGGUGAGGGAGACCUGAAGCAUUUCCUCACUGAAAUUCCUCCCCCUCUCCGUUAUACGUGAUCUACCUCUAAGCAAGGCUGUGAAGAAGAGGAAGGCGCUUCACAGGACCAGCGCAGCAUAGUUUUGUGUCUACUUUCAUAACCUCUAGCUGGAUAUCCUAGCAAACCUGUCUCCGUCACCUUGGAAUAUGUUACUGUGUUAUAGAAAUAUGUAUUUAUAUAUAUGUAGCUAUGGAAAUAUGUGUUUAUUAAUCAUUUCUUAACUUCACGUUGUUCCUGUCCCUUCUGAACACCUGUUUUGGAAGCAUGGGUCUGUGUGAGUUUUGGACAUAUUACUAUCAUUUUGGAUAGUCUACCGAUUUAUAUCCUCAUAAACUUCCACCAGAGAAUCGCUAAGACACUUGACAUCUGCUGUGGAUAGUGCACGUUGGCUUUUCAUUGCCCAGAGUGAAUUCCCUUCCUUAAGAUCCAGUGCCUCCAGGCAGUGACUGUGUAUCUUAUUAAAGGUGUUUGUGAAGCAGGAACAGGCAUUCUCUUUUUGAAAUGAACUGUUGGAAGCUUAAUGCCAGAUCAUUUGGGGGUGGGGGUAGUUUCAGCGACUGUGUUGGUGAGCUACAGACACAGAACUGCCUGUCGCGGUGGAAACGGCCCUUGUUUUGUGGGGGGAAUUGCUUUGCUGGUGAUUUUUCCAGCAGAAAGGGUUUUGUGGUCAUAUAAUGAGAUCGCUAGGCUGGAAGUCAGGGGGAGGCACAGCUGCCUGUAGGUCAGUGUGUGUAUCUCAGGCCAGAUUUGACCUGAGCUCUUUAUCACACAUGGAACUGGACAGUGUGAAUUUGCUUUCGUAUUUAACUAGAAGAGACAUUUAUUGUAACUCUGUCUCAUUUUAAGGAUAGUUCCUUAAACUAGUGAAACUGAUGAAUUUCCCCUCUUCCUCUUUAUUUUUUACAUGUCAAAUGUGAACUGCCUUGUGUUUGUAUUUUCUGCAAUAUAAUUAAGAACUUUAAAAGAGAUUGAUUUUAAAAC
Molecule: messenger RNA, 2210 nt
Organism: Choloepus didactylus (southern two-toed sloth)
Lineage: Eukaryota; Metazoa; Chordata; Mammalia; Pilosa; Megalonychidae
Gene: C1H3orf52
Product: chromosome 1 C3orf52 homolog
Exons: 6
Coding region: 65-805 (246 amino acids)
Source: RefSeq, a predicted model, not a curated record